This is a messenger RNA of Cololabis saira (Pacific saury), 3649 nucleotides long. Its product is annotated as cytokine receptor common subunit gamma-like. Gene Ontology annotation, cellular component: external side of plasma membrane. Gene Ontology annotation, biological process: cytokine-mediated signaling pathway. Gene Ontology annotation, molecular function: protein binding; cytokine receptor activity. The transcript is spliced from 12 exons. The record is from RefSeq and is a predicted model, not a curated record. NCBI's taxonomy places the organism in Eukaryota, Metazoa, Chordata, Actinopteri, Beloniformes, Belonidae. The coding region runs from base 40 to 1644 and encodes 534 amino acids.
AAACCCCGAAGCUGAAGGAUCCUGUUUCUAUUCGCCAUCAUGUCGACUGCACUGCUUCUGUUUCUCUGUCUGAUCGGACAUGUGUUCGCCAAAGAACCUCCUGAUGUGCAGUGUUUGAUAGUGCAUCUGCAAUAUGUCUCCUGUUCCUGGAAUAAGUCAGGGACUCCAGCGGUCAAUUACACCUUUUCCAGCUGGUUUGAGGGUGGCGAUGAAAUUCCCUGCGGCGACUAUCUGAGAGAGAACAACUUGAACACUGGAUGUAACCGACCCUGCAACAGAAUGGAUGGAUUUGACACAUUUUAUACUGUACUGAGUGGUGGAAACAAGCCAUAUCGGAAUGAACAUAAACUUAAAGACAAAGUCAAGCUAAAUCCACCAACCAACCUGACCGUCCAAAUGGGGGCCGACUCCAACCUGUGGUUUUACUGGAACCAGACUUCUACAAACUGUGUGGACAGUGAAGUUCAAUUCAGAAAAAACAAAAGGAAAUGGGAGAACUCUCCAGUUGUCCGUGGGAGGCAGAGUUACUGCAUCAACUUGCCUUCAAGCAGUUUCCAAUACGAGCUGAAAGUGCGGAGCCAACUGUCCCACUCUUGUGGAGGAUCUUUAUUCUGGAGUGACUGGAGUGAGCCUGUCGUCUGGGGGUCCAAUAACAGCACAGAUGUGCAGUGUUUGAUAGUGCAUCAGCAAUAUGUGUCCUGUUCCUGGAAUAAGUCAGGGACUCCAGCGGGCAAUUACACCUUUUCCAGCUGGUUCCAUGAUGGUAAUGAAACUGACUGCAGCGACUAUCUGAGAGAGAACAACAUGAUCACUGGAUGUAACCGACCCUGCAAUGCAUCUCAACCCUGCGAUAGAUUCAGAACAUUUUAUACUGUACUGAGUGGUGGAAACAAGCCAUAUCGGAAUACACAUACACUUAAAGACAAAGUCAAGCUAAAUCCACCAACCAACCUGACCGUCCAAAUGGGGGCCGACUCCAACCUGUGGUUUUACUGGAACCAGACUUUUACAAGCUGUGUGGACAGUGAAGUUCAAUUCAGAAAAAACAAAAGGAAAUGGGAGAACUCUAAAGUUCUUAGUGGGAGGCAGAGUUACUGCAUCAACUUGCCUUCAAGCAGUUUCCAAUACGAGCUGCAAGUGCGGAGCCAACUGUCCGACUACUGUGGAGGAUCUUUAUUCUGGAGUGACUGGAGUGAGCCUGUCGUCUGGGGGUCCAAUAACAGCACAGAUUCAUAUUCAGUCGACAAUUCAAUGUCUGUGUGGACACCAGUACUAUAUGCAGUGGGUGCUCUUGUCCUCAUCCUUCUAGCCUUGAUGUUAGUCCAAAAUGAAAGACUCAGGAUCAUCCUCAUCCCUGUGCUCCCCAAGCCAUCCCUGGACAACAUUGAGGAUUGGUUUCAGUUGUCCAAAGGCCUGAAAGAGGAUUCACAGGCCACCUACAAUGAGCGAGCCUGCCCUGUGCGCGAGUACAUCUACAUAUCUCCGUCUGACAACGAGAGCUCUGACAGCUCUGACAGCUCUGACAGCUCCGGUCUUUCUGUCACCACCGACCAAACCGACUGCUCCGUCUCCAUCGCUGUGAACGACCAGGAGGACCCAUCCACCGCCUUUUCCUCCUCCAAAAUGUCAACUGAAAAUGAUUAGUAUCUGUUUCAGGUCCAUCUCAGUCAGGGUUGGGUUUGUCCAAAAUGAAACAUCCAGACUUUUAUUGACUUUUACUGACACAUCUCCUGCAUGACUGCAAGGGUUGGAAAAUUAAUAAUGGAUGUGUGCUCCAAUAGUCUAAUUGCUUCAGUUGAGAGGUGAACAUAAUUGAGACAUUUAACAGAAACUAAAGUAAUGGUUGAAAUAGUUUUUAAUGAAACAAAUUACCUCUGAGUUACAUGAUCAGGUUUUACAAAUAUCUAGAACCUCUGUCACUAAAAGAGUUAUUUAAAGCGUAAAGAUCACCAGUACUUGAGGAAUUUGUUUAUGAAUGAAACUCAAUUAGUUUUUUCACUUCAGAAGCCAGACUGUCAGUUCAAAGAAUGUUGUGUUCUUUCAGACUUUAAGGUUUUAUAGGACACUUACUAUAUGAGGCACCAAACUGAACUUCUUUAUUGUAUAUUGUCGUGACGUGUUAAGGUAAACUUUAGGUUUUGGACAUGGGUGUGGAGUUUAAAACAAUGUCUUCAAGGCUGACAUGGCUCUAAAACCUGCCUUUGCGGCGUUGGUUACAGGAAAUGAAUCUUCAGCAAAGCAGCUAUGUUUUUUUCUUAAAAGGUACAACCGGACUAAACUGCUGCACUGAAAAUAGCUUCAGCCGAGCAGACACGCGUUCUUUAGAAAAACCACAGGUUGAAAUGGAAAAAAAAAAAUGUUAAAAAACAGAUUCAUCAUUUUCCAUCAUACACAGCUUUGAACAUUUCUCCUUAAACUCGUGAACUUGCUUUGUGUUUUUAUGCUCAAAUAAUUAUUUUUCUCUUACCAGAUAUACUUCUCUUUAUAUUAUUACAGAUAAAAUUGUUGGUUUCGUGUAGAUUUGGAUGACCUUUGAAUGCUAUAUCCAAGUACUUUUUAUCAAAAACAUUUCAUAGUUAAUAUAAUCUUUACUGAUGUGCAUACAUUUAUGAUUUAGUGAAACGAUUACCUCUGUUAGCCAUCCAUAUUCAAUGUAAUAUUAAAUGGAGGUUUUGAAAAUGAUUAACGCUUGCUUUUAUUAAGCUGUACAGCAAAUCCCAAAAAUUCUCUUGCCAUCUUCCUCCAAUGUUAUCACUUUGUCUUUGACAUUAAACAGAAAAGAAUAAACCACAAGUAAGUGUAUAACUGCAAUAAAAGGAAUAGCAUCCAUUAUGAAUCUGUUUUUUAUAUUGUUUACUAAAAAAAAAGUAUUUACAGAUCACUCAGAUGUGUGAUCUGUAAAUUCACAAGUUCUUACAUGACAUAAAAUAUAUCACUGUCAUAUUUUUUUUUUCAUGAAUAUAGCUAUUGGUGGUUUCUUGCCUUAUUCAAAUCAGUAACCCUUUGUUAUAUCAAUCAUCGUGUAUAUCAUAAUAAUUCCGGCACUAGUUCACACUUACUUGUUCCAGCCUUGUUAGCCUCAUAGCAUAAUUGCCUAAUCGAUGACAUGACCAAUCAAUAUUAUGAGGCUAAGGUGAUGUAGAUUUUUCCUUUGAUGUAAUGAUUUGGUAACCCUUUUUUUUUUUUACUGUUCUUUGUCAUUUGAUUGCAUGUUUCCUGUAGUCAUUGCUUUGUUUUGUAACAAAUAUGUACAUAUGGAUAUGUCCUUCAACUAAUUGUUCAGUGUAAUUAAAUGAAUUUUGAAUUAAUAUUUUAAAAAAUUGUACAAUUAUAGCAACCAAAAAAAGGCUAAAACCACUCAGAUAAGACUUGUUUUUUUUGUUUCUUGUGUUUGUUUUUUACUCUUUUGUUUUGUGGAUCAUUUUAGACCACUUUGAGUCUAUUUGCAGUCCUUUUUUAUUCCAGAUUUUUGUAUAUUGUUUGGACUAGUGUUUUUAUCUACUCUUGUAUUUUCUGUCAGAAUGUCACUUCAUUAUUAUUUUUAUUUUUAUCAUGUUAUCAAUGUGCCAUAUGGAUUAUAUUUUCCAUUGUCAUUAUUUACAUUUAUUUUUGGCUGUUUUGUAUUGAAGUUUAAAGUGUCUGCUAGGUU